AAAAUAUACAGAAAUAUGUUUAUAACUGCGAAACGUUUGAGACAACACAAAUUUCUUAUAAUUAUUACAAUUUAUUGUUAUCUAUUGGAAAAAUCAAUAUUAAAGUGCAAUUGUGUUCAUGGUUAUAGAAACGGCACCGAUAGUUCAGAAACCGUACAACAUUAUGAAUUAAGUCUAUCACUACCGGAUAUACUACCGAUACCAUCAAAAUCAUAUGAUAAAAAUCGAGCGCCAAAAUUACUCGGUCAACCAACGGUGGUGUAUUUUCAUGUAACGGUAUUAUCCUUAGAUUCAAUUGAUGAAGAAUCGAUGACCUAUGUUACUGAUAUAUUUUUAGCACAAAGUUGGCGUGAUCCACGCUUACGUUUACCUGAGAAUAUGAGUGAAGAAUAUCGAAUAUUAGAUGUUGAUUGGCUGCACAGUAUAUGGCGGCCAGAUUGUUUUUUCAAAAAUGCUAAAAAAGUUACGUUUCACGAGAUGAGCAUACCGAAUCAUUAUUUGUGGUUAUACAAUGAUAAAACGCUGCUCUAUAUGUCAAAAUUAACUUUGGUGCUGUCAUGUGCCAUGAAAUUUGAAUCAUAUCCCCAUGAUACUCAAGUGUGUUCCAUGAUGAUAGAAAGCUUAUCCCAUACCGUUAACGAUUUGGUAUUUAUAUGGAAUAUGACAGAUCCGUUGGUUGUCAGUAAUGAAAUCGAAUUACCACAAUUAGAUAUAUCAAAUAAUUUUACAACCGAUUGUACUAUAGAAUAUUCAACAGGUAAUUUCACCUGCCUAGCCAUUGUUUUCAAUUUACGCCGCCGCUUGGGCUAUCAUCUACUCCAUACCUAUAUACCAUCGGCAUUGAUUGUGGUCAUGUCUUGGAUAUCAUUUUGGAUUAAACCCGAAGCAAUACCGGCCCGUGUAACGCUCGGUGUAACAUCGCUCUUAACGCUGGCCACACAAAAUACACAAUCGCAACAAUUACUGCCACCUGUCUCGUAUGUCAAAGCCAUUGACGUAUGGAUGUCUUCAUGUUCGGUAUUUGUAUUUCUAUCGCUAAUGGAAUUUGCAAUCGUAAAUAAUUAUAUGGGUCCAGUGGCGACAAAGGCCAUGAAAGGAUAUUCAGAUGAGAAUAUAACAGAUUUUGAUGAUAUAAAGAAUCCACAUCGUGCCUCAAUUAUCGAACCACAAUAUGAUACAUUUUGUCAAGGACAUGCCACGGCGCUGUUUAUCGAUAAAUUUUCACGUUUCUUUUUUCCAUUUUCAUUUCUAAUAUUGAAUAUUGUCUAUUGGACAACGUUUCUGUAAUA
Messenger RNA from Musca vetustissima, 1289 nucleotides. RefSeq names its product glycine receptor subunit alpha-2 (gene HisCl1). The record is from RefSeq and is a predicted model, not a curated record. The coding region runs from base 16 to 1287 and encodes 423 amino acids. The transcript is spliced from 7 exons. Gene Ontology annotation, molecular function: chloride channel activity; transmembrane signaling receptor activity; extracellular ligand-gated monoatomic ion channel activity. Gene Ontology annotation, biological process: nervous system process; chemical synaptic transmission; signal transduction. NCBI's taxonomy places the organism in Eukaryota, Metazoa, Arthropoda, Insecta, Diptera, Muscidae. Gene Ontology annotation, cellular component: membrane; neuron projection; synapse.